Fomitopsis serialis is the source of this 483-nucleotide messenger RNA. RefSeq lists its product as uncharacterized. The record is from RefSeq and is a predicted model, not a curated record. The coding region runs from base 1 to 483 and encodes 160 amino acids. The transcript has 4 exons. Lineage: Eukaryota; Fungi; Basidiomycota; Agaricomycetes; Polyporales; Fomitopsidaceae.
AUGAGUGUUCCUGCGCCCUCCGCUGUCAGUAGUCCAUCGGUGCGAGCACCAGCGCAGAAGUGCUACAUGGUGGUGACGCCUUCAGUUAUCAACUCCAAUGGGACCAGAGAUCAUGAUGGCAACGACAUCAAGUGGUUUUUGAAGUUCGGUGAUGGUGAGGGAGAGACUCCGACGGGUCGCUACGUCACUCACAAUCCCGACUAUGAGAUUCAAACAAACGAGACUGGUCGAGCAGGAACCGAACUGAAACAGAAAGUCUUGGAACAGCGUGGGUUCCAAACAUCCGUCGGACAUGGCCGAAGCGAGUGGUUUGUACUCUGGGAAAGGCCGGAUCAGAACCCACCCAUAACCUUGAGUCAAACGUUGACUCAGGCAAUCGACGCCUUUGCGCGCUACAACCUCGGCACCGCAGCGGGUCGUACUGCAGCGGUCAAUGAUCUGAAUAGCAAGAUUCCUCAGGUGUGCAGGGCUGCGCCACCUUGA